Molecule: messenger RNA, 2180 nt
Organism: Anoplopoma fimbria (sablefish)
Lineage: Eukaryota; Metazoa; Chordata; Actinopteri; Perciformes; Anoplopomatidae
Gene: mcfd2
Product: multiple coagulation factor deficiency 2, ER cargo receptor complex subunit
Exons: 4
Coding region: 155-616 (153 amino acids)
Molecular function (GO): calcium ion binding
Source: RefSeq, a predicted model, not a curated record
AACCAAUCACAAUGAGCUGUCGUGUCGAAGUGGAGCUACGGAAAGCCUCUAGGUCCUGAAAGGCUGCGUCUCAUCAUUGUUGUCUGCAGCCAACGACUAAAUCAACAUAACUGUUCACGGAGUCAAGUGAAGAUACAGAUUAUUUUUCAGCAAAAUGAGGAUUGGUAGGUGUGGUGUGCAGUGGGGGGGUCUGCUGGUCCUCCUGUCCUGCUGUCUGCUGUGUGUCCUCUCUCAGGUGGAUCAACACCAGGAGCCAGUUGUGGCGAGUGCAGCUCAGUUAACCGGUCACGGUCGCCUGGACAGAAACAUGAUCCAGGACAAAGAUCACAUCAUGGAGCAUCUAGAGGGAGUGAUCGAACAGCCAGAGAAAGACAUGACACCCCAGGAGCUCCAGCUGCACUAUUUCAAGAUGCACGACUACGAUGGCAACAACCUGCUGGAUGGGCUGGAGCUCGCCACAGCCAUCACACAUGUACACAAAGAGGAGAGAGGAGAGAACAGCCAGCCGAUGAAAGAGGAGGACCUUAUCACUCUCAUCGACGACGUCCUGAAGGACGAUGACAAAAACAACGACGGUUACAUAGAUUAUGCAGAGUUUGCCAAAUCGCUGGAGUAACAUGUCGCCUGAGCGCUGACAUCCUCUGUGUUCACAACAACAACAACUACAACAAAUCUGCAGAUGAGUAGGCGAUGAGGAGGCGAACUGAAAAGCUGCCGCCAAGCGAUCUAGAAAACCAUUGUUUAAUUUUUGCUUUCCCUCUCACAGGCGAUCAAUCAGGGUUAUAGGUCAUAUUUUUCUGAGCUUGUGAUACUUUUUUUUUUUUUGUCAUUAGAUGUCCAAGCUGUGAGCAGAAAAACUGGUUAUGCCAGUAAUUUACUAUGUAACAAAAAAGGGAGGAAAACAAUAUUGUGGUUUUUUUCGGUUUUUUUCUUAGUUUGACUGUGAUGUUUGCUAGCACUUGCAAUGACAUUAUGAACCUUCUGUUUCGGUAGGUUCCUUGAAAUCAUGCCUUUUUUAAAAAAAAAUUUUUAAAGGGUCAGUUCGCCCAAUAUCACUGUCGUCAAAACACAGUCGUCUACUUAACCCCUCAAGGUUUCUAACCAUGGAUAUAUACUUUUCAUUCUGUUUGGUGAGCUUUUAGAGAUCCCUGCGGCGAUUUAGACCAAAAGGCCUAUACGAUAAAAACCCAACACUUUCUUUGGGAACCACUACUACUCUGUGACGUGGUAGCAGAGGUUUUUUUUGGCGGGUAUUGCGAAACCGCCACAAAUGAAAAACAAAACAUUCUGCAUGGUCCUUCAAACGUACAGGAGCUCUAUAGUGUGUAUUAAUUCACACUGGUAGCCCGAUAGCAUCUAACCAGAAUGCCACUAUCCCUUUUUAAAUGGUCAACAGUUUCCAUUUGAAACUGGUGCAGCCUUCACACACUGGACUUAUUUACACCAGCUGACACACUAAUACUCAACUUAAUGGACCAAACGAUUCCCUCUGUGAAUCCAUUUCAUUUGCUGUUUGUGAUGUAGGAGGAGGCGAACUAAUCUUUCUCGACAUUUUUGGAAAAGUGGCCUUGACUUGCUCAGACGCACAGUAGCCUGUAGGUUUGUGUGUAUGUGUGUGUGUGUGUAUAGAGGGGUAAAAAAAAACAAAGUUUAUUUUUGAAGUUGGAGGCAAAUCAACACACCAUUGAAUGUCGCCAGCAGAGACUCCGUGUUUCUGAAGAUUACCACAACUAUUCGAGCCAAUCACCAUCGUUGUCGCUGUUGUCUGUGAGCCAGCUGACCCUUGACAUGAAUGUGAUGUCAUAGAGUGAAUGUAAAGCAGCGCUGUGCCGCCGACUCUUGAUCACUGGAUAAGCUUGACUUAAAGCACACUGGUUGACGCUGCUGCCACUGCAGUUGUUUAAUAAGCUGACGUAGCUUCAUGUUACCGACCACUCGUUAUGACCUCGACACAUGUUUGCUUCAAAUCAUUAGCUGCCUUUAAAACAGAUAAAACGUGUCUGGUCUCUUCUGUGUUUGUUGAAUCCACCUGUGUAUAAUGGAUUGAUGGAUUCCAUAUUUUUGCCAUCCAGUAUUGAUUCUUUAAUCAGUUCAGGUUGAUGAUUAUAUAAAAAAAAAAAAAUUGAAAGCAUAACAGAUGCAACUGAGUUGUUUCUUGAAUGUGAAAUAUUAAAAACUGU